AUGGCACAGACCAACAGCGUGGGGCAGGGGAGCAAUGGAGUAGCCGAUGAAUCGCCGAACAUGAUUGUAUACAGAAAGAUGGAGGACGUAAUAGCGCGCAUGCAGGAUGAGAAGAAUGGAAUUCCUAUCCGCACUGUGAAAAGUUUUUUAUCCAAGAUUCCAAGUGUUUUUUCAGGUUCUGACAUUGUACAGUGGAUGAUCAAAAACCUAAACAUUGAUGAUCAAGUGGAGGCCCUUCACCUAGGGACCCUGAUGGCUGCCCAUGGCUACUUCUUCCCUAUCUCAGACCACGUACUCACACUCAAAGACGACGGCACUUUCUACAGGUUUCAGACUCCCUACUUCUGGCCAUCAAACUGCUGGGAGCCAGAAAAUACAGACUAUGCUGUUUACCUGUGCAAAAGAACAAUGCAAAACAAAGCUCGUCUGGAGCUAGCAGAUUAUGAGGCGGAGAGCUUAGCGAGGCUACAGAGAGCAUUUGCCAGAAAAUGGGAGUUCAUAUUUAUGCAAGCAGAAGCCCAAGCAAAAGUUGACAAGAAAAGGGAUAAGAUUGAGAGGAAAAUUCUCGAUAGUCAAGAAAGAGCAUUUUGGGAUGUGCACAGACCUGUGCCCGGAUGUGUAAACACAACAGAAGUUGACAUAAAGAAGUCCUCCAGAAUGAAAAACCCCCACAAGACAAGAAAGUCUGUAUAUGGGCCUCAGAAUGAUGUGCGCACCCACAGCCCCACCCACACCCCUGCCCCAGAGGCCAAGCCGGCCACAGAGGAGGAGCUACAGGACCAGAUCACUUAUUGGGGAGGGCAAUUAGACAGACAUCGACUGAAAAUGUCCAAAGUGGCCGAGAGUUUGUUGGCCUAUACAGAGCAAUAUGUGGAAUAUGACCCCUUCAUCACACCAACCGACCCCUCCAACCCCUGGAUCUCAGACGACACCACUGUGUGGGAGCUGGAGGCCAGUAAGGAGCCAGGUCAGCAGAGGGUGAAGAGGUGGGCGUUCGGAAUCAAUGAGGUUCUCAAGGAUCAGGUGGGGAGGGAGCAGUUCCUCAAGUUCCUGGAGUCUGAGUUUAGCUCAGAGAACCUGAGGUUCUGGCUGGCGGUUCAGGAGGUGAAGAAGAGGCCGAUUCGGGAGGUCCCGACCCGGGUUCAGGAGAUCUGGCAGGAGUUCCUGGCCUCUGGAGCUCCCAGUGCCAUCAACGUUGAUUCUAAGAGCUACGACAAGACCACCCAGAAUGUCAAGGACCCUGGACGCUAUGCCUUUGAAGACGCACAGGAUCACAUCUUCAAGCUGAUGAAGAGUGACUCCUAUAGCCGCUUCAUCCGUUCCAGUGCCUAUCAGGAGCUGUUACAGGCCAAGAAGAAGAAAAGUAAGAACUUGUUUUGA
This is a messenger RNA of Salvelinus namaycush (lake trout), 1380 nucleotides long. It is a transcript of the gene rgs7a, whose product is annotated as regulator of G protein signaling 7a. The record is from RefSeq and is a predicted model, not a curated record. The transcript has 16 exons. The coding region runs from base 1 to 1380 and encodes 459 amino acids. Gene Ontology annotation, biological process: intracellular signal transduction; G protein-coupled receptor signaling pathway; regulation of G protein-coupled receptor signaling pathway. Lineage: Eukaryota; Metazoa; Chordata; Actinopteri; Salmoniformes; Salmonidae.